Daphnia pulex (common water flea) is the source of this 746-nucleotide messenger RNA. RefSeq lists its product as uncharacterized. The transcript is spliced from 3 exons. Lineage: Eukaryota; Metazoa; Arthropoda; Branchiopoda; Diplostraca; Daphniidae. The record is from RefSeq and is a predicted model, not a curated record. Gene Ontology annotation, cellular component: ciliary membrane; Golgi apparatus. The coding region runs from base 130 to 633 and encodes 167 amino acids. Gene Ontology annotation, biological process: negative regulation of smoothened signaling pathway.
AAUUGAAUCGUCUGCCACUACAUGCCAUUCUUUGUUAGCGUUUUUGACGUUUGAUUGUUGUUGUUUAAGUACUAAAAGGAAACUCCCAAGUUUAGACGUUUUAAAAAAGUCUGAAAAAUAAAUAGUGUUAUGGAGAAGUUAACGUUAAUUUCAGGAGCAUUAUUUCUUACAGCUGAUAUUUUUGCUAUUAUCGCCCUUGCUCUUCCAUUUUGGAUUGUAACUGAUGUUGGAGGAGAAACAUCUUUGGGGUUAAUGUGGACUUGUACUACUUUAUAUAAUCGACCAAAAGUGUGCUUCUCUCCGGAUCUGACCCCUGAAUGGAUGAUGGCACUUGUUUGCAUUUUCAUUGGUUGUGUUUGUAUAACAACAACAGUUGUUUUAUUGAUAUCAAGCCACUGGGAUUACAAUGUAGUCCCUUAUGCAAGAUGGGUUGGAUUUGCUGCAAUGGUUUUAUUCUGCUUAGCUGCUGUUAUAUUUCCGCUUGGAUUUUCCAUGUCUGAAAUAGGAGGAGAACCAUACCAACUUCCCAAUAGUUUUCAAGUUGGACUAUCUUACAUAUUUUUUGUUCUUGCAUUGUGGAUUACCGUCAUAUCAGAAUUGUUUGCUGGUAAAGUAUGCUUGCCACAUUUCUAAUUUCUUUUCUAUUCCCAUAAGACUACUAGCUCUUUGGGGUCUGUAAAUUAUUGUACAUAAUUUAACUUUUGACUGCAUUUCUGUAAGUGUCCUCCUAAUUAAUGGAUCUCAUU